Molecule: messenger RNA, 1194 nt
Organism: Acanthosepion pharaonis
Lineage: Eukaryota; Metazoa; Mollusca; Cephalopoda; Sepiida; Sepiidae
Source: the annotation of a GenBank genome assembly
AUGGGCUUACUUCCUUGUUUACCCUGCUCACCACAGUCACAAAUCGUCUCUGCCCUUCGCUGUCAGAUUGCUCAAUGGAGUAAGUUGUGGCGUCUGAUCCAGGGUAGUGAGUGUGACACAUGUAGGGACCUCCCUGUUGAAUUAGCACCAAGGGAGUCAGCCUCUCAGCUGGAUCUAGAACUUGACUACAAAGUAAAACGCUUUCUCAUGGAACGCUAUAUACUUCGGGUUCAUCUUCCUAAUGGAGGAUUUAACAUGGUCAAAUAUGGGGAUGCCACAGAUAUUAAGUCACUUUCUCUUCCCUCCUUUCUUCCCUCUCAAUUUUUACUGUUGCUGCACGUUUUCUCUCCCUCUAUGUUGUCUAUUUCUUUCUACGUGCUUGUUCCCUAUUCCCCUUCUCUCUUUGCGGUGCCUGUUCUCCUCCUUCUCUCUUUGCAGUGCCUGUUCUCCUCCUUCUCUUUUUGCGGUGCCUGUUCUCCUCCUUCUCUCUUUGCGGUGCCUGUUCUCCUCCUCCUCUCUUUGCGGUGCCUGUCCUCCUGCCCUCCCUCCUCUCUUUGCGGUGCCUGUCCUCCUCCCCUCCUGCCCCCUCUCUUUGCGGUGCCUGUCCUCCUCCUCUCCUCCUCCUCCUCCUCUCUUUGCGGUGCCUGUCCUCCUCCUCCUCCUCUCUUUGCGGUGCCUGUCCUCCUCCUCCUCUCUCUUUUGGUGCCUGUCCCUCCUCUCCUCCUCUUUGCGGUGCCUGUCCUCCUCCUCCUCUCUUUGCGGUGCCUGUCCUCCUCCUCCUCUCUUGCGGUGCCUGUCCUCCUCCUCCUCUCUUUUGCGGGUGCCUGUCCUCCCCCCUCUCUUUGCGGUGCCUGUCCUCCUCCUCUCUUUGGGUGCCUGUCCUCCUCCCUCUCUUUGCGGUGCCUGUCCUCCUCCUCUCUUUGCGGUGCCUGUCCUCCUCCUCUCUUUGCCUGUGCGGUGCCUGUCCUCCUCCUCUCUUUGCGGUGCCUGUCCUCCUCCUCUCUUUGCGGUGCCUGUCCUCCUCCUCUCUUUGCGGUGCCUGUCCUCCUCCUCUCUUUGCGGUGCCUGUCCUCCUUCUCUCUUUCACUUCUCUCUUUCACUUCUCUUUAUCCAUUUUACUCUACAACCAUAUACUUAACCUUUCAAAUUUAUUCUUCUAUCUAUCACAUUCACUCAGAUGCAAAGAGAUGUUGA